Hippoglossus stenolepis (Pacific halibut) is the source of this 978-nucleotide messenger RNA. RefSeq names its product methyltransferase like 26 (gene mettl26). The record is from RefSeq and is a predicted model, not a curated record. Bases 133 to 753 code for a protein of 206 amino acids. NCBI's taxonomy places the organism in Eukaryota, Metazoa, Chordata, Actinopteri, Pleuronectiformes, Pleuronectidae. The transcript has 6 exons.
GUCACGUGAGUCGAUCCCAAAGUGCAUUGUUUUGUGUUGCCUCGGUCUGGACUCAACGCAUCCGCUCUGUGCUCCGGUGCUUCGCGCAAACUGUACCGAGGCACUCGACAGCUGUUCUCCGGGGUUGGCACGAUGCUGAGCGCCGCCGCCGCGGAGAGGAACAAGGAGCCCAUCCUGGCGGUGCUCCGGGAGAGCGCGGGCACCGGCAGAGCCCUGCAGGCCCUGGAGGUGUCCUCCGGCACCGGGCAGCAUGUCACACACUUCGCGCAGGCCCUGCGGAACAUCACGUGGCAGCCGUCAGAGUACGACCCCCAGUCUAUAGACAGUAUAGACGCGUACAGAGCUCACUACCAGCUGAACAAUGUGAAGCCCGCCAUCCACCUGGAUGCUUCGCUGCCCCAUCAGAGCUGGGGAGGGAUCCAGCCCGAGAGCCUCGACCUGGUGGUCAACAUCAACAUGAUCCACAUUUCCCCCAUGUCUUGUACAGAGGGUUUAUUCAAAGGGGUCGGAGAAGUGUUGAAGCCGCAAGGUCUUCUAUUGACAUAUGGGCCCUACGCAGUGAACGGCCAGAUCACCCCCCAAAGCAACGUGGACUUUGACUACAGCCUACGACAGAGGAAUCCAAAGUGGGGGCUUAGAGAUAUCUCCCUGCUGAGCUCUUUAGCACAACGAAGUGGUUUGUUCCUGGAGAAAAUAGUGGACAUGCCAGCAAACAACAAGUGUCUUCUGUUCAGGAAGGAGAGUUUGGUGUGAAGUGUCCCGUCGUUCAUUCCCUGGAACCCAGUUUUGGAGCAGGAUGAUCAAAGCGCCUUAACUUACACUUGAAGCUCAGAUACAUUGCCAACUUUUCCAGAACUGUAAAUUAAACAUGUUUCCCUAUAUUCUAACACACAUUGACAUUAUUUGAUCUGCACUGUGACCCUCUAACCAAUGGCACAAUAUAUUGCACACUCGAAUAAAAUGAAUAAGGCUCACAGA